Molecule: messenger RNA, 2603 nt
Organism: Musa acuminata subsp. malaccensis (wild Malaysian banana)
Lineage: Eukaryota; Viridiplantae; Streptophyta; Magnoliopsida; Zingiberales; Musaceae
Product: sucrose nonfermenting 4-like protein
Source: RefSeq, a predicted model, not a curated record
UAUGCGACAUCGUUUUCCGUUUUUGUCCUCUCUCUCUCUCUCUCUCUCUCGCUCGCUCUCAUCGUCCCCUUUCUUUUCCUCCCUUUUCGUCGCCUUCCGGCUCUCUGCUCUCCUUUUUCCUCUCCUCCGCCUCCUCUGGUCUCCUCUGCUUGGAUCGAUACGAUGCCGUGGGAUAUACGGUAUGAUCUAUAGCCCCUUUCAUUGGGUCCGAGGUAUCGUAUUUGGGAAUCUUGAAGUCUUUUGCUUGAUCGGAGGUCGGCUUUCUCAGAUCCGGUUCGUUGGUCGGUUCUUUUGGUUGAUCAGAUGGGAUUCUUUCUAUUUCUUGGAUGUCGAUCGAUAUCGUAGUGCGUCUUGGAUGAGGUGAUUGGAUUUGGAGGUCGGGACGAUUUGGAAGCGGCUGUUCCGGUUGGGAUUGUUAGAGAAGUGUUUUUGGGGGUGGGAUUUGAGUGGAGACUUGUCUUUAAUCUUUCAGCGGGAUUUUGGGAGAUUUGAUGCUAUUUUGGGCGUUUCUUUGCCUCCUGGCUUGGGAUGUGUGAUCGCCGGGGGGGGUCCUCUGCGCGUGUUGUGGAGGAUCCCGUUGCAGGAAGCAACGUACAAUUAGGGCUGUGAUCUGUUUUCUCGUGCUAUAUUUUCUUGCUUUGGUAUUAGUUGGUGGUUGUUUUGACCUAAGACCGGGGAUUACCCCCUGGUUAGGAGGAGAAUAGGUUAAAGGUUGUCUUUCUACAUUGGACGAGUUCGUUUGAGGCAUUCGGGCAAUAUGUUCUCUUCGGGCACCGAAUUUUUGCAAGAGGUAGCUGGUGUUUCCGGGUCUGCGCUGGUGCCCACACGAUUCGUAUGGCCUUACGGCGGGAGGAGGGUCUUUCUAACUGGCUCUUUUACAAGGUGGUCCGAACACUUACCUAUGUCUCCUGUGGAGGGUUGUCCUACAGUGUUUCAGGCUAUUUGCAGUCUAACACCAGGGUUACAUCAGUACAAGUUUUUUGUUGAUGGUGAGUGGAGGCACGACGAAUGCCAACCUUUUGUCACAGGAAACGAUGGGAUAGUUAACACUAUCUACUUGACUAGGGAGCCUAAUCCUGUGCCUGCACUAUCAAGCCCUGGAACUCCUAAUAGCAGAAUGAGCAUGGAUAUAGACCAUGAAGCUUUUCAGCAUGUGGUGGCAGUGUCAGAUGGUACCAUGCAGGACACUGCUCUUAGGAUAUCAGAGGCUGAUAUAAAGAUAUCUCGUCAUCAUAUUUCUACAUUCUUGUCUGCACAUACAGCUUAUGAUUUGCUUCCUAACUCGGGAAAGGUCAUUGCUCUUGAUGUUAAUUUGCCUGUGAAGCAGGCUUUUCAUAUCCUUUAUGAACAGGGAAUUCCUGUGGCUCCACUGUGGGACUCUAUUAGGGGUCGAUUUGUCGGAGUCCUCAGUGCAUUGGAUUUCAUUUUAAUUCUGCAGGAGCUCGGGAAUCGUGGCUCGAAUCUAACAGAGGAAGAACUCGAGAUACACACAAUAUCUGCUUGGAAAGAGGGAAAGCAUCAAACGUAUGGUCAGUUAGAUGAGCAUGGGAGACCACUUCGAAGGCGCAUAGUGCAUGCUGGUCCUUAUGAUUCCUUGAAGGAUGUUGCUCUAAAGAUUCUGCAUAAUAAAGUAUCUACUGUUCCAAUUAUCCGUUCAUCAGCUCAAGAUGGUUCAUUUCCGCAAUUGUUGCAUCUUGCUUCUCUUUCAGAAAUUUUAAGAUGUAUUUGCAGACACUUCAAACACUCUUCAAGUUCUUUACCUAUUUUACUACAACCAAUUUGCAAAUUUCCUUUGGGUACUUGGCUACCAAGAAUUGGGGAUCAAAGUGGCCGUCCGAUAACCAUGUUAAGAGCAAAUGCAUCACUCAGCUUAGCCCUUUCUUUGUUGGUUCAAGCUGAAGUUAGUGCAAUACCAAUAGUUGAUGAAAAUGACUCUUUGGUGGAUACAUAUUCCAGAAGUGACAUAACAGCAUUAGCUAAAGACACAGUUUAUGCAAAGAUGCAUCUUGAUGAAAUGAGUAUUCAUCAGGCACUGCAACUAGGGCAAGAUGCAAAUUCUCCAUAUGGGAUUUUUAAUGGUCAGAGAUGCCAGAUGUGUCUCCCUUCUGAUCCUUUACAGAAAGUCAUCGAGAGACUGGCAAAUCCUGGGGUGCGGCGUGUCAUCAUUGUUGAGGCUGGGAGCAAGCGUGUGGAAGGAAUAAUUUCACUUGGUGAUGUAUUCAGGUUCCUGCUUGGUUAGCCGUGGAACCGUCUUAACUGCUUUAUGAGCAUUUCAGGCUGCUGUGGAAACGUUGGUUUUUGACCGAAGAUUACUGUCAGCCUAUCAUUUUCUUUUUUUCCUCCUGUGAUUGAUUAAUUUGAUGGGGCCUCCUGUGGUUAGAAGGCUGCGAGGGGUCUGUAAAUGUUUAGGAUAUCAAGUUUUAUUCACCUUUUUUUUUUCUUUCUUUCUUUCUUUCCUUCACAAAGCCCCUUGGCCUCCAUUGACUUCAUUGAUGUCAUUGGAUUGAAUUUCUGCACAGGAAUGCCACUUACAAGUGGCCACGAAGUGGAAUCGAAUGAUGCCUGUUAAAUCUCAUCGUUUCAGUCGCCAUCUUAUGAAUCAA